Molecule: messenger RNA, 3193 nt
Organism: Tribolium madens (black flour beetle)
Lineage: Eukaryota; Metazoa; Arthropoda; Insecta; Coleoptera; Tenebrionidae
Product: dynein regulatory complex protein 11
Exons: 6
Coding region: 1-2427 (808 amino acids)
Molecular function (GO): ATP hydrolysis activity; protein binding; ATP binding
Source: RefSeq, a predicted model, not a curated record
AUGUCUCACAAAACCUACGAUUCCGAAUGGAAACAAGUUCAACAAUUACUAGCAGAAACGCUUCAGAGCGAAGCUGUGCAAGUAGACAGAAGAGAACAGCGCCAAUUACUGUCCACUCUCUACGUCAGAUACAUUUUAGUAUCAAACGUUCUUUCGGAAUGUGUAGAUCAAAUGGUGCAACCGCAAAAACGAAGACUAAUUCGAAAACUGUUGGAAGCAACACUAGGAAGGAUCCUCGAGCUCAAGUACGACCUCGUCGAAGCAGAUCUCAGCGAGUGGACCCACUGUGGCGAUGUCCUCGAACAACUAAAACUAACACCUGAACAAAGUGAACUGAAAGUCCCUUCGUGUUUCCGAAACGAGCGCCGAAAAGAAUUACAAUAUCAGAAAAAUUUAAUAGAGAGCGUGUUAGGCAAAUUGGGUUUCCUUGAUAAACUAGAAACCAAACCACCAAUGACUGAACAGCAAGCAAUUCUGAUUAUCCAAGUCCACGAAAGAGCAAGACAAGGCCGACUCAGAGCACAAUUCAUGCGAGAAAUUAGAAACAUGAAAGAGAAAACUAAACCAGUGGUGGGUGAAGAGGAUGAUGAAAACGAACAAAGGGGAGGAAUUAGCUUACCCGCAGCUUUGCGUAUCCAGAAAAUAUGGAGGGGGUAUGUGGCUCGGAGGGCCACUCGACGCAGAAAACUGCAAGAAAUGUUGUUGAUUGGGAUGAUACCACCACCGAAGACUCAAAGUGCUGAAAUACUCAAGGAUUUAGAAAUUAAAGAGUAUCGACGACGUUUACAGGAAGAAAGACAGUUAAAGUACGAAAAUGAUGUGAAGAAAAGCAGAGAACACAUGGAGAAGUACCAAAGAGGAGUUGUUUUGGAACAGUUGAGUGACCAAGUGAGGGGCUGGUUGCACGAGUAUAAGACACAAACUGGGAAAAUACCGGAGUAUACAGGAUCUGAGAGAGCUGCUUCAAGAUUAUUGUUUAGUAGACAAGGUACGGACAGCGAAUUGAGCAAAUCUACCCAAAUUUCAUCCAAAGAUUCGAAAACAAAAAAAGAUAAGGGUCCAAAACAGAAAGAAGCCAAGCAAGAAGGUGAAGAAGGAGAGGAAGUUAGUACUAAAGCAAUGGUUUCUGCGUUUGUGCCUGAGUUGAAUGCUCGCAAAGAAGAGUACGAUGAAAUUUGGAAAAAUAAAGACGAAUCGGAAAAUCCCAAACAAUUCCAUUACAUGAAUAUAAUAGAACAUGAGCAAAUGACUAAUAUGGAAAAUGAACUAAGGAAAGUGGUUGACGAAAUGAUGAAAGGAGAAUUAUUAUUGCUGCAGGAAGCUAUGGAUAAAGAUCGAGGUCAUAAAGGAAAAAAGAAAAGUAGUAAAAAGACUAGAAAAGGAGGCAAAAAGGGAAAGAAGAAAAAAGAAAAAGACUUGACUCCCGACCGAACCACAGAAUCACUUUUUGAAGAAUUAGUAGCAAAUGGAAUUAUCAAAAAGUGUCCAGAUGUUUAUUUGGAUGACUUCAAAGGGGAGCGUUCUUACAGCUAUCCUGUCGUUUACAACAAAGGGAGUGAACGACCGAUCGCUCUCGGAGAUAUGAGACAAAUUGUAGCAGAAUACUGUGUGCUACCACUUCUUUCUCCCCAAUUACAUCAAACUACUCCACACAUAAAGUCAUUAAUGAUAGCUGGACCCAAAGGAAGUGGCAAGGAUAUGCUAAUCCACGCUGUAUGCAAUGAAGCAGGAGCAGUUCUUUUUGACUUGACUCCUUCCAACAUUGUGGGAAAGUAUCCCGGAAAGUCAGGAUUGACAAUGUUAAUUCAUUUGGUGGUCAAAGUAUCAAGACUGUUGCAACCAUCGGUCAUUUACAUGGACUGCGCCGAAAGACCUUUCGUCAAGAAAAUUCCAAAAACGGACAAAACUGAUCCCAAACGACUUAAAAAAGAUCUGCCAAAAAUUGUGAAAAAUUUCAGUCCUGAAGACAGAGUAAUGUUGAUAGGCGUUUCAAGCUGCCCGUGGGAAAGUGACCAAAAAUUACUUCAACAAGUGUACCAGAAAUUUAUUCUCGUUCCAAAACCUGAUUACAGCUCACGGUAUUGUGUUUGGAGUUAUCUUUUGAGCAAAUAUAGUGCCAUAAGUUGGCAAUUCGACACCAGUGUUGUCAGUAAGAUAUCCGAUGGCUUCACUAUCGGCUCAAUUGUAAGCACUUUUGAGGAAGUCAUGACAAUAAAAAGAAUGUUGCAACUGAGAGUCCAUCCAUUGAGUCCUUUAGAACUCGUCAAUGUGUUGUGUAAGAAAACACCGAUUUACAAAGAAGAGGAAGAAGCAAUCGAAACUUGGUGGUCGAAAACACCACUCUGUCGAAGACGGGCACGAGCUGUUGAAAUUUUGUUAGAAGAAGAAGCAGAGCUUCAAGCUAAACAAGCAAGCACUAAAAACUAAUUAAACCUUCAUAUUUGCUCCUGUUAAUAAAAAGUGUGUAUGAUUUAUACAAGUUGUUCCGUUUUUAUAUUCCAUAAUUUUUCACAAAAAAGAGGCAUUUUUUCGAUACAACUUACCCUUUUUGAGUAAAAUUAGUUUACAAUUUGUCUUACAGACCAUACAAAGAAAAAAAUUAAAAAUGAAAUUUGUUUUAUCGUUUAAGAUGGCCGUGAGUGAAAAUUUCGACAUCUGAUCUUUGAAUUCGUUCAGGUGUUGAAAGGUUUCUUGGCAGUACCAACUUUUGUAAUUUUAUCUGUCUUGCAGUAGUGGUAAAUCACUUUUAGGGGGUGUAGCUCGCUUACAUAACAUUUGAUACAUGUUUAUAGAAAACUUUUGUCCUAAAACUGAAUAUUCUAUCACCUGUUUAAAUUUGUAACAAUAAAAACGGAACACCCUGUAUAAUUUCAAUUAAGUAAUAAAACAAUUUUUUUUUGUAUACGCUCCGGAAAAUAGUUGUCCUAGAGACUUAUUUGAGUCCCUAAAAGGAGUCUUUUCCUGACUCAAUAAAAUAGUACGUUAAAUGGUUAAUUUAAGAACUCAUCAGUCUCCAAAAAGAGUUUUUCCGGACGAAAAAGUCAAUUUGGUUACCAUGGUGACAAUUUUUUUUUAUUUAAUAAGAGGUGUAAAUUCGUUUUUUGGGAGCUUUGACAAAAAAUGUUGUUUGUAAGACGUACAGUUAAACAAAGUGAAAAUGACGCUUUAAUAAAUCAGCCCCGACCCUUCUAAU